Messenger RNA from Trichogramma pretiosum, 1055 nucleotides. RefSeq names its product trypsin 3A1-like. The record is from RefSeq and is a predicted model, not a curated record. Gene Ontology annotation, biological process: proteolysis. Bases 88 to 1014 code for a protein of 308 amino acids. The transcript has 4 exons. Gene Ontology annotation, molecular function: serine-type endopeptidase activity. NCBI's taxonomy places the organism in Eukaryota, Metazoa, Arthropoda, Insecta, Hymenoptera, Trichogrammatidae.
GUGAGAAGUUGUGUUUGUACGUUCGGUAAACUCAGGUGUUUAUACAUAGGUGUAUACGUUUGAAGCGAAAUCUAAUAACGAUCGACAAUGCGAGCUAUAAUCACAAUAUUGAUAAUUUGCCUAAUAACCGCUACGAGCCACAUCAGUAAUGCGGGAAGAGUCAGCGGUAACAACGGCCACAACGGUUCCAGACGAAAAUCGCCGACGCCAAUUACCGAUAUCGUCAAGGACGCGAGAUCGAGGCUGCCGCACUCGCACGAGGUGUCGAUACGAUUCGCCGGCCGCCACAUCUGCGGGGGUGUCAUAAUCGCUCCGCGCUACGUUCUCAGCGCUGCCCACUGCUUCCAUAAUCGGGUGUCGACGACAUCGUCCUCGUCACCGGGUGGCAGCGGCGGCGACGGCGUCCGACUGCCCGCCCAGGCCUACAAGUACAUGUCCGUGGUGAGCGGCUUCAACGGCGAUCUGUCGUCGUCCGGUAAUCCGCACGGCAUCGGCAACGUCACGACGUACAAGGACGUCAUGUACGAGCUGACGGACGUCUGGAUUAGCGACAUUGCGCUCGUUACCCUCGAGCAGGAAAUAUCGUAUUCCCCGUUGGAGCAGCCGAUCGAGUUGCCGGCCGAGGACGCGCGCGAGCGCGUCAAUCCCGCGGCCCGCGUCAGCGUCUGGUCCUCGCCCGUGGACAGCGAGCGUGGCGUCGAGGUGCUGCUGCUGUCGCGCUCCGACUGCCAGCGCAAGCUGCGCCAAAAGCAACAGCAACACAAACAACAGACCAAGAGGAAGAGACACGGGGCGUACACGGCCGAGAACUACGACAAGAUCUGCGGACACACGCGCUCGGCCCUCGACGACUGCUUGAGAAACGCGGGCAAUCCUCUGGUGCAGAGCAAUCGAUUGAUAGGCAUCGCCACGGGGAGCGACAACUGUCUGAACGGCAAUCUCGACGUGUACGUCAACGUGUACAUGAAUCUUCAGUUCAUCAAAGUCGCCAUGUCAAAAAAUGCCAAUUUUUGAAAGAAUAGAUCGACCGAUUGUAAAAAAUAGUUUUUAAGCCA